AUGUCGUCCAGCAAGCUCGACAAUUCCAUUGAGCUCGAAGAGCUGCUGGGAGCCGAGCAUGAACAAGGUUCUAACAUUUCUGAACAAAACAAUAGGUGGGUCGAAUAUAAUGGAGAGAUCGUCAAGCUAUACUCCUUGAACUAUCAAAAGGAGCCAAUCGUGAGAUGGCAGAUGGCUGCAAGUCUAACGCUGUUCCUAGUCUUGGGAUUGAACGACGAAUGUAACGGCGCGUUAUUGCCAACUUUAAGUCAACACUACAACGUCUCAAAAGUGAAACUUGCCAAUUUGUUUAUUGUGCAGUUUGUGGGCUACGGAACGGCAUCUUUGUUGACGCAGAAAAUCCACACUUUGGUCGGUGCAAGAGGUGCCAUGGUGACUGCAGCUGGCUUGUGUGUCUUGUGCUACACGAUCUUGCUACUGCGACCACCUUGGUUUGCGGUUUACGUGGCUUGCUUCAUGCCUCUCGGAUUAGCCAUUGGGAUAUUAGACUCGGUGUGCAACGUACUUUUUGGGAACCUUGAAGUGCAUAAGAACGAAUGGAUGGGCGUGCUGCACGGCUUGUACGGUGCCGCUGCAAUGGUCACGGCUCCCGUGGUAUCAUACUUUGUCAAGUUCGGCCAUUGGAACCACUUUUUCCUGCUGCCGUUGGUGUGCGCUUUUGUGGGACUAGCAAUGGUGUCAUAUGCAUUCAAGGACGAAACAGCUAACAAAUACAACUAUCUGUGCGAAGCGAGCCGUGUCGAAGGCGAUGACACUCAUCCUACUUUCUGGUCUUUGCUCCGUCGGCCAGCAAUCUUCAUGUAUGCCAUCUACAUGUUUAUAUAUCUUGGCUCAGAGGUUUCUACUGGAGCCUGGAUUUUCACGUACCUUCUGGAUGUGAAAAAGGGUGAAGUCAUACCGAUGUCAUACGUGACAGCGGCAUUUUGGAUGGGACUGACAGUCGGCAGGCUUGUUUUAGGAUUCGUUACCAAAAGGUGCUUUAAAAAUGAGUACAGGGCUUCAUUAUUUUAUGCCAACAUAUGCUUGGCCUUCUACACAGCGUUCUUGUUCGUCACUUAUCUGUCAGGUUCUUCCGCUAUUUAUUUCGUUGCCGUGGCGGUUACAAUCUUUUUCGGCGGUGUUUUUAUCGGCCCUCUUUUCCCUAACGCCAGUGUCGUAGCUCUCCAAGUACUACCCAAAAACAUGCAUGUCAGCGGAGUGGGAAUUGCAGUUGCUUUAGGAGGGUGUGGUUCAGCAAUCCUGCCUUACUCGGUUGGUCUUAUCUCUAAUCGGAUAGGAUUUGCCUGGUUCCCAUUCUUAUGCUGGAUCAUGGUCGCGAUCGUAAAUAUAGUGUGGUUCAUGUACCCAAGAGUCAUCAAAGGGCAUAGCGAAUAUCUGUGA
Molecule: messenger RNA, 1380 nt
Organism: Lachancea nothofagi CBS 11611
Lineage: Eukaryota; Fungi; Ascomycota; Saccharomycetes; Saccharomycetales; Saccharomycetaceae
Source: the annotation of a GenBank genome assembly